UGUACCAUUUCAGGUGGCCCACCAGUUCUACAACCGGACGAAAUUCCUCAAGUCGGAAGGUGGUACACCGUCAAGCUGGAGUACACGAAAAACAGGCAAGGAUUCCGGUGCAUCACGUUCCGCGGCCACCGGUACAACUGCGAAACCGUCAAGGCAAACGACGCAUUCUCCUGGCGCUGCUACAAAACCAAGUGUAUGGCCCUGCUGAACACCCAGCGUGACGAUCGGCUGAUGGUGGGACCGCACGCCCACACUCAUCCACGCUUCGGCAGUCACCAAAAGACGCACGAAAGGGACGUUGACGGAGAAACGGUCGAUCCGGAAAACCCCCCGCCGCUGCCGGACGACCAGGAACCGAGCUUCCGCACCUGGUACACCGUUCCGUUGCGCUUUUUCGAGAGCAAACGGGGCAAGCGCAAUCUGUCCUUCCGGGGGUUCGGGUUUCACGUGUCCCGCACGGCGCGCCUGGCCGGCACGAUCGGGUGGACCUGCUCGCGGCAAGGCUGCACCUGUCGGGUGAUUACGCGCGGCGUCGACAAGCUGUGGUACGGCCCCAACAACCACAACCAUGGGGGACCGCGAAACAAGCGGUCGAGGUCGGGCGGUGAAGGCGAUGCUGGUCCAGUGGGUGAACCGUUACAGAUUAAACUCGAGCCUAUUGAAUAUCAGUAAAAAUGUU
Messenger RNA from Culex pipiens pallens (northern house mosquito), 679 nucleotides. RefSeq lists its product as uncharacterized. The record is from RefSeq and is a predicted model, not a curated record. Bases 196 to 672 code for a protein of 158 amino acids. The transcript has 2 exons. Lineage: Eukaryota; Metazoa; Arthropoda; Insecta; Diptera; Culicidae.